Molecule: messenger RNA, 1590 nt
Organism: Psilocybe cubensis
Lineage: Eukaryota; Fungi; Basidiomycota; Agaricomycetes; Agaricales; Agrocybaceae
Exons: 2
Coding region: 1-1590 (529 amino acids)
Source: RefSeq, a predicted model, not a curated record
AUGGCUAAAUCGACUGCCAACAGGAAAACUAUUGUCUCCAAUGCUGCUCGCGACCUCGUCAGAGCACUGGAAAAGCGCGGCUUCACAUGUAUACUUGUCCAAGAUAUGGCGGCCUUUCUUCAAGGAAGUAAAGUUGUCCCUAAAGACGUUAAACUAGUGGUUCUACCCCAGUCUGUGGGGAUCCCCGUCAACAACCAGCUGGGACGAGACCUUGUCGAGCAGCAACCCUCCAAGUUUCGGGUCCGUCAGCGAAAGAACAAAUCCGACGUUUUGUCAUAUUAUGACUCUUCGAUCGCACCUCCUAAAAAAACAUUCUGUGAUUUCGAGCUCAUCUCCGUUAAAUAUCCCCCACCGCCAGAGUAUCGCCCGGAGCUUACUAGCCGAGUCGAUGGCCUACCGGUUCUUUCUUUGCUUGCCAUAGUCGUCGACAAAGUCAACGAACUGUUGGAGCAGUACGACGCAUCGUCCAACAAGAGCGACUUCAUUCAACGACCACCGAGGAAACUUUGCCAGACGAUCCGAACAUUAUUGCCGACAUCGGGCCAUUCGAUCUGCACUCCUACCGACAAGUCAUUCCGACUAGAAGCUCUGGAUUGUUUUAUACGAGCUUCUGCCCUAUUCCCGGAGUUUUCGUCCGGGCUAACAACAUUGAUCCGGGCUUGCCAAAACAUGAAGACCAUUCGGCUGUCACGCCCCGACGGCUUUCCUGUUCUCGACGUUGCCCAUUUCUUUCGGGGUAUUGACCUAGCCUUUGAGAGCCGUCGAGAACUCGCCUUGCCGGUUAGCAGCAUGGAAGUGGCCUCCCCUGUCUCCACGGCAAGCUCAUUAGAGCCAUCAGAGAAAGCAUUUUCGCUUCCAGAUUCUGAUGCCACCGCUGUAGAUGAAAUCAAGACCGAAGCUCAAUAUAGAACCGAGGUCACCUGCCUAGUGGCGAAGAAGGUGGUCGAUAUCCUCCAAAAUAUUGGAGUUGAGACAGCUUUGUUCGGCAGUUUGGCGUGUCAUUUGUACGGCAAUGAAAGGGCUCCGAACGACAUCGACAUCAUUACGUUCCCGCCGCCUGGACGAUUGAUGACCGCAGAAUGGCUGAAGCAGGCGAUCUACAACGGUGACCCCGAGAAUUUUAUCUUAGAGUAUGGGAAGAACCCCAACAUCGCAUAUCGCGUCCUCUAUUAUCGUGUCUCCGAUGACUUGGCUCCUUCAAACACCUUUCAUAAAGAUAAAUGCAAGGUCGACGUCCUCCUUCCAGGCACCAUGAACCUUCCAUUCCUACCUUCCUACAACAUUAAAUGGAGGCAAGGCCUUCCCGUGGUUCCUUUCUCACUCCUCCUUCUCCAGAAGCUUCAGGGCUGGGAUGACCAUCGACGAAUGCCUGAGCCUUAUAAAUUUGAAAAGCACAAAGUUGAUGCCUCGGACGUUCAGAGCUUGCUCCAGCUUGAGCACGCUGUUCCUCUUCGGUUCUCGAAACCUUGGACUAAUCGUAACUUGUUCAACGAGGAUUUCUACGAUCUUUCGUUGAAAAGAAUCAAAGAAUUCUCAGCCAUAUACCCUGCUUGCGCUGAUGGGUGGGCCCGCCUUGGCUUCACCGUCUAG